AUGGAUUGAGGUUAUGGCGAAUGGACAAGAAGAGAACGCAGCACUAUGGGGCAAACCUAAUCAGUCAUCAAAUUACUCAAAUUACUCUGGACCUCAAUUGGCUCUUGAUGGAUUGAUAAACACCUGGACCCACACUAACAAUGAGACCAACCCGUGGUGGAGAGUGGAUCUACUGAAAGUAUACAGAGUGAAUAGAGUCACCGUCACUAAUAGACCGGGCCUUGCCCUUAGGAUUAACGGAGCGGUGAUUCGUAUCGGGAACUUCCUUGAGAUUUACAACAACAGAAUAUGUGCUGAAAUUUCUACUCUUGCGGCCGGUGCCACGGCCACUUUCUCAUGCGGUGGAAUGGAGGGACGUUAUAUGGUUGUUCAUAUUCCUGGAGAUCAGAAGAUUCUUAGUCUUAGUGAAGUUGGAGUCUAUGGGUAUUUGGCAGGAAAUCUGGCAGUGGAUGGAGCCACUACACAGUCAUCAACAUUUCCGGGCUGGUUUGCUGAAAAUGCCAUUGACAGUAAUCGAGGUCUCCAGCAGUUGACUACGGGAUGCUCCUCAACCCGUACUGAGACUAACCCAUGGUGGAGCCUGGAUCUGCGUAAAGUGUACAGAAUUAGUGAAGUGGUCGUCACUAACAGAGUAUACUGCUGUGUAGAACUAAUAAAUGGAGCAGAGAUUCGCAUCGGGAACUCUUUGGAGAACAACGGCAACAACAAUCCCAUAUGUGCUGUUAUUCCUGCUAUUCCAGCAGGUAAGUCCUAUAGAUACUCAUGUAAUGGGAUGGAUGGACGUUACGUGAAUCUGAUCAUUCCUGGAGACAAGAAGACACUCGCUCUGUGUGAGCUGGAGGUUUAUGGAGAAGGUCCCAUUUUAAAAAGAUUGUUUGUAAAGAUGCAGUUUAACACCAGAGUUGAUUUAACUGACCCUUCGGUGGGAGAAAAUGUUCUGAAACAGUUGGAGUCGGCUCUGGCUGAUAGAGGAUUCACAAGCGUGACUCUACUUUGGUCUCAAACCCCAAAACGGGUGAUCCAGAAGGUGAAUGCUGGUAAAAGUCAUUGCGGCAAUGGAAAAUAACACACUGGAAAUCAAGACUGUCUUUAUUUCACUAAAUUUAUUUUUGUUAUAAACAUUAAUUCUGAUUCUAAAUGCAUCGCCUGAAAUUUCUUUAUAAUUAUGCUUACAAUG
Onychostoma macrolepis is the source of this 1177-nucleotide messenger RNA. RefSeq lists its product as uncharacterized. The coding region runs from base 14 to 1066 and encodes 350 amino acids. The record is from RefSeq and is a predicted model, not a curated record. The transcript is spliced from 8 exons. NCBI's taxonomy places the organism in Eukaryota, Metazoa, Chordata, Actinopteri, Cypriniformes, Cyprinidae.